This is a messenger RNA of Angiostrongylus costaricensis, 5790 nucleotides long. Lineage: Eukaryota; Metazoa; Nematoda; Chromadorea; Rhabditida; Metastrongylidae. The record is from the annotation of a GenBank genome assembly.
AUGUUCAACAGACACCUUGCUUUUGCGGAACUUAGUUGGUAUAAUGACAGAAGCCGACGAUUUGCUCAAGUGGUUGCAAUAUUAAAUAGCAAUUAUUUUGAUGAUCAAAAGGUUUUUACACUGAAGUUCACCGACGCAUUUUCGACUGUGUUUCUAUCGUUUUGGGAUGCUAUUGCUUUCGAUCCCACUCUCAGUGCUCUAUCGGUUUCAAAUGUGAGCCAAUCCCAACUGAAAGCUUUGGCCAUACAGCUUUGGCGACUCGCUCCGAACUCACAAAGGCUGUCAAAGCUCAUCUCAAACGAGCUGGAAAGUGUUAGCAAUGGACUGCCGGGAUGGUCCACCGUUGUUGUAUGUCACACAAGCAAAUAUGGAUGGGAAAGACGACUUGAAACGGCUUUAGAGAUCAUGCAUAAUGCUCUCCCACCUCCUGAUACCUUAGAUCCAGUCAUAUUUGAAGAAGAAAGAGCUCGUUACCAAUUGGAUAUAUUUAACGCUGUAGAUCAACCAUUACAAGUUCUCGCCAGGUGGAGGGGAACGAUAGCUAGACAACCAGCGGACUGUGACUCUUUGUCUUUUCAUCCGGUAAUAGCUGCUCUCCGCCAAAUUCGCGAAGAAUUACAGAAGACAUUGAGUAAAACUCGGGAAAAACCUAUGGCUUACCGCCAGAAAGCCAGCCUAUAUUUCUCUAUGUGCAGCGAAAUGCGGUCAUUUUGCGAAAUGACGGAGGCAAUCGUUCCAACAAUACGCAUUUUGGACACUGAUGAUCUUUGGAGGAAUUUUGACUCGUCAAAGCUCCAGGUCAUUCUCGCACAACUUCGAUCAUUCGCCGUUAGCGCCAAUAAUUUCCGAAAGAUGAUCACUUCCAAAUUCGGUUCAUUUGUUGAUGUGUCCGUGACAUUCCUACAAGGUGUCGAUGUAUUCCUUUGUGCAGUUCAUGAAGUUUGUGACAUUAUCGAGACCGCUGAACGUCGUGCCGAGCUCCAUGUCUCCUUUAACUUCCCUGUGGAAUUCGAGCUGGAGCCGUCAUUGGAAGGAAUUGAGAACACGGAGCUCCUUACAUGGUGCUGCUGUGAUGUUUCGCCGAUGCCACUUCGUUUGAAAGCUGCUAUAAUACGACGACGCAUUGCAUCAUCCGUAAAUCCUCAAUUCGACCUUGAAUGGGUGAGACAUCAGUGGCAGAGAUGGUAUGAGCGGAAUAUUGCUAAAUCUGUGGAAAAAGACUACAUCUAUUUGACAAAGACCGAAGAGGAGAAAGAUAAGCUCGAUCGCGAACAAGAGCGAGAAAUCUUAUCUGAGUCGGAAUUAGCAUCGUUACUUGUGGAGGAACGUGAAAUUUCGAAUAGCGAUGUAGAUUCCAACUAUUCAAUUGCUCUGCUAUGGCUGCGACGUAUUCUGUGCGGUGUACGAUGUUUCCAAGGCGAACUCUCUUCAUUCACAUUUGAUUCUGACCUUAGUUUGAUGUAUCAAAUCAUUACCAGAGUUUAUCAUAAUCCUGAUGGUGUUAUUGAUGUGUAUCGGACAGCCUCAUUGGCGCAAUUCCUUCGUGCAUCCGAAAUUAUGAACGUACUUCAGAAACGUACACGAGUAAUUAGAGAAAAGUGGCCAGAGCAAAUGUCUCUGAAACUUAUUCUGGAAGCGAUUGAUAACUUCUUAAAUGCUCGAUUGUCCGCCACCCAUGUUAAAAUGACUAAGCUAGUUGAGAACGUUAUAGAGCAAUGCGAAGAAUGGAACAAAGUGGCAGAUAGGGCAAAUAGUUUGCAAAAUGAACUCGUUCCUCUGCGAGAGUUGAUGGUCGAGUGGAGGAAAAUGGAGGUUCGUUCUUGGAGAGAUUUGUUGAAUCGCGUCGUAGAGGAUGGACGACUUCAAGCGCAGCUUGUCGCUUUCCCACUUUUCGAUGCAAUGUUCAAGGUUAAAGAACUGGAUGACCAGAGAGCUCUCAUAGCAAUGGCGACGGAGUGGAUCACUAAUGCAACUCUUUUGGAUUAUGUCACCCGGAUUAGAAGUGUACAUUGCUUGGCGCAGUGGGCUAAUCAUCUUCAUCAUCCUUCGAUGGCGCUUCAUCUGCACUCUAUCGCAGCUCAUUUUGAGCAGUAUCUACUGGCAGUUGAUUUGAAAAUUCGCGACGCUAGGGAGCCAGCUGAACAGUCCCUCAGGGAUUAUGUGAAAAUUGUCAAGUACAAUGAUCUUAGUCUGUGGAAUAUAAAGGUUUCAUCGCAGAAAGCACGAACACAUUUGUACAAGAUAGUUCGGAAAUUUCGAGAAGCACUUAGUGUUCAAACAUCAUCAAUUUUCGAUACUCUUGUACCUAUGAGUUGUGCAAAUAUUCCUGUUGCUCCCUGUUUGGCUGAGGUGAAAGUUGGUGGUCGUGUCCAUAAGGCCCGACAACUAGCAGAGGACAUCUGUGUAGCUGUUACAAAGCUUUGUGAAACUACUGGAAUAGUGCAGCUCACUGAGCAAGCAAAAUCUUGUGAUGUAGCUGUUCGUACGCAGAUCAACUAUCAUGGGGAAGAUAGCGAGAAGGAAAAGCAACAAGGUUAUGCUCGCAAUUCUCGCCAGCGGUCAGUAGCAAUGGUCAUCAAGGAAUUGCAAGCAUUAGGAUUAAAUGCGCGCAAAGCAGCAGUCUUGAACCGAGAAGUAUUGACUCGGAGUUCACUCACUGAGGUAGCGAGCCAUCGGGCCGAGGAAUUGUCUGUUCGUAAAUGUGCUGGCGGUCGAAAUGCCUGCAUCCGGAAAUCAUUAUUGUCUAACAACCAGUUGGGAGUUGCUACACGAAGACAUUUGGAAGGAGUUGUUGAUUACGGCAUGUCAUGGAUUAUGAAAUGUCAUAAAACUCUUGUGGAUUGGGAAAAAUUUUGUAACUUGUUUACUCUUAAGACACAUGCUCUGGAGCGGAUUCAGUCAAAUGCUGAGGUUGGAUGGUUUGUCAACCACGAACAGAUGUCAUUGUCAUGGAACUUUCUUCACUUGCGAACGACUAAGUUGCUUAGGCUAAUCGAGAUGAUGCGGCGACGAAUUGCACAUGUUCCCGAUACAGAUGUUGAUGAACAAGAGGUAAAGGAAUACGAACACCCGUUAUCCCGUCUACAUGCUCAGAGCCCUGAACUAGAAAGGUUGCAAAAGAAUGUUAAUGAGGCGUAUUCUUUAUCGCAGCAUAUGGACAAAAUAGCUUCGACACUAUUUAAGGAAUUUGAGAAGGACGUGUAUGACAAGGAAUCUAUAAUCCAACAGCUCGAAUAUCUUUCCACGGAUUGCACCAUGCUGGACGCCUUUCUGGACGAGUUACAGUGUUGGUUCGAGUUUGAAUGCACCCAAGCGAAGUUAGUGCAAAAGGAAAUUGUUGCAAAGCUAGAGGUGGAAAUUAUUGAAACGAAAACAAUCUCCAUAUCACUAGAUGGUGUACUUCUUUUUGUGCAAAGCCUCUAUAAGUCGCUCGUCGAAAACGUGUCGUUUAAUGAAAUGCGAAUAAUGGAUCGCUUGGAUUUUAUCUUGGAAGUUAUUGCAACUGCUGGUGUUUCAAAGGGAUACAUCAAUCCCAUACCUAAAAUAGAAAAGCAGGAAGGGAACUUAACCGAUGCGAGCGGAGAAGGAGGUGGAUUCGGUGAGGGCGAGGUGAGUGAUAAUGCAAGAGAUGUGACCGACGAAAUGGAGGAAAGCGGUCAGAUCGAAGGCCUUCAAGAGGACGAAUGCGAACCAGGAAAUGGCGACGCUGGUCAAAACAAAGACCCUAUUGAGAUGGACGAAGACUUCGCAGAUGACAUGCGCGACAUUGACCGUGGUGAGGCCACGGAUAUGUCGGACGAAGGCGGCGAAGAGGCGCCGCAGUGUGAGGAUAUGUUAGGAGAGGUUGAUGAGGCCGAUGACCAACAAUUGGAUCCUAAACUCUGGGACGACGAGAAAAAGGAUAAAGAUCCGAGAGAAUACGUUGCUGGGAACACAGCGGCUGAUAAUAAAACCGACGAACUUACUGCAAAUGAACAUGGUGCCGUCGAGACGGAUGAAAAACCUCCAGAAGGCGAGGACGAAAAAGAUUGUUGUGAGCAACAAAUGGAUGCAGAGGAUGUGAAUGGACAAGAAUACGAUCAAGUCCAAGAAUUGGAAAUGAUGCAGGACGAUCCGUCUACGGAAUUUGGUGAUGAAGAAAUUCAAGAUGCUCAAGAAGAUAUAAUGAGUGCGGAUAAAACAGAGAACAAUUCUACCGAUAGUGAAAUGGAAAACGAUGACGAGAACAAUGCGGGAGAGGUGGACGAUAGCGAAGAAGUGAGCCAAAUUACUGAGGAAGCCAAUACCAUGAAUAGUGAGUUAGAUGGAAGAGAAACUGAACAUAACACUACUGAGUUGGAAACAAUGCAGCAAGGAACUGGAGGAGAGCAAAAAAAUCUGGAAGCAAGUGACAAAACUGGUGAUACCAAUGAAGACAGCGGAGAAUGUCAAAAUGACGAAGAAGAAGGAAACAGCAAAAAUGACGAUCGUGGAGAAAAGGGAAAAUCUGUGAAGUCUGGGCAUGACAAUGAGGGAAAGGAUGAAGAAGGAAAAGAAAAAACUAGUGAAAAAGAGAAUGCAACGGAAAAAAAGCGAGAACUAGCUCAUGCGGCUGAGGAUGUAGAGGAUAAAGCAAAGGGUGAAGGCGAACUGGACGAUUCUGGCAAUCAAAUGCAAGAUUGCUCAUCCGCCGAAAUACAGAUGAUCGGACCGGGGUCGUUGGAAGAGGCUAUGGAAUCGGCUAAGGAUUACGCAACAAACAGAUCAAAGUCGAACAUAGAGCCAUUGUGCACUGGUGAAGAAAAUAACAAUGCUCCUCUAGAAAACGAUGAUAAUGCUGAGAAGGUGUAUCAAGCCUCAAUUUACCUUGCCUCCGAGCAAAUGUUCAACUUGGUAGAGGACUUUACGAAAGAACUAACAGUUAGUUCAACGGGCGUAGAGAAGGCAACUGGAGAUACGAGAUGUGAUGAUUCUAAUGAUUUAUCAGAAGCAAAAAACGAAUGGGCACAGAUGAGUCGGACUGUGGAGAUUCUUGCAGCUGAAUUGGCAGAAAAUUUACGUCUUAUUCUCGAGCCGCAAAGAGUUAGCAAGAUGCAAGGUGACUACCGAACCGGAAAACGGUUGAACAUGCGUCGACUAAUUCCUUAUAUAGCUAGUGAUUACAGGAAAGACCGAAUUUGGAUGCGAAGAACAAAAAAGGCACAACGAGAAUACCAGAUUGUAUUUGGACCUAAUUUUCAGGUCUUAAUCGCUGUAGAUGAUUCUGCAAGCAUGAACGAAAAUGGAAUUCAUCAGGUUACCUGUGAAUCCGUGUGCAUUAUCGAAGACGCAUUGCGUCGAUGCGACGCAGGCGCGGUUUCGGUGUGUUCAUUUGGAAGUGAUGUGAAGAUCAUAAACGCUUUUAGUGACCAUAUGAUGUACGGACCGGAAUUUCUUCAAAAGUUAACAUUCAACCAAUCGUCAACAGAUCUGGUUUUGCUCCUGAAUUCAUCACGUCAGAUACUCUGUGAUGUUCGAACCCAAACAAGUGAACAGCUGCUUAUUAUUAUUUCUGAUGGAAGAGGAGCGCUGGCACAAGGAGCCGACAAGGGGGUGGUAGUGCUGUUUGUGAUUCUUGAUUCUGGACCGAAGUCCAUAUAUGACCUUUCAGUUGCAACCUUUCAAAGAGAAAACGUGAUUCUGCGGCCGUAUUUGGAAACUUUCCCAUUUCCGUUCUACGUUGUCGUGAAGGCAAUCACCCAACUUCCCUCCGUUCUGGCUGAGUCCAUACGGCAGUGGUUUGAAAUGACAGUGCAGAAUAUUUCUGUAUAA